Molecule: messenger RNA, 1983 nt
Organism: Caenorhabditis auriculariae
Lineage: Eukaryota; Metazoa; Nematoda; Chromadorea; Rhabditida; Rhabditidae
Source: the annotation of a GenBank genome assembly
AUGGCCGCCGACGCAGGAAACUGGUGUUUGAUUGAAAGUGAUCCAGGUGUCUUUACUGAGAUGCUUCAAGGACUUGGCGUUUCCGGAGUCCAAGUUGAAGAGCUAUACUCUCUACAAGACUAUGAGACCGGUUUAUUAAAGUUCGAAGAACUAUAUUGUUGAGAAUAUAAUUUGCAUUGUUCUAGACCUGUUUACGGUCUCAUAUUUCUCUUCAAGUGGCGACCUGGAGACGAAAUUAGUGGCCAUCCAGCUCCAGAAGCUACAAACGUUUUUUAUGCGCAACAGGUAUUCUCAUUGGAUCUUAUCAUGAAAAACUGCCGACUAGUUCCUCUAUCACUUCAAUGAAACAGUUCAUUUCAAGGUUAUCACAAAUGCGUGUGCAACACAAGCUUUGGUAAACAUGUUAAUGAAUAUUGACGACCCGAACGUGAAGUUAGGAAGUGUCCUGUCAGAAUACAAGGAGUUCACCAAGGAUUUCGACGCAUCUGUAGGCCAAACAGUAGCUAUUUCUCUUCAAAAGGAUACUUUCAGACACGUGGAUUGUGUUUGUCCAACUCCGAAUCAAUUCGAUCCGUUCACAACAGUUUUGCGCGCCCAACUCUUUACGAGAUUGAUGUAAAAGGAGGCAGGGAUGAAGACAAUUUUCACUUCAUUUGUUAUGUCCCUGUGGGAAAUCAGGUUUCCAGUUUUUUACUGCUUUCAGGGUGACAUUUGUGAAAACUCCUAGGUUUUUGAACUAGAUGGCCUUCGGGAUUAUCCUAUCAAAGUCGCUGACAUUCCGGAAAACAAGGAAUGGCUUGAAUGUGUUCGGCCGGUUAUUCAAAACAGGAUGGACAAGUAACAGUUUGUUUUGUUGUCAUGAGAUUUCAAAAUGAACUGAAAAACUUGAAAAAUUUCACUUAGCGAAAGGUGAAGGCUAAGCAAACUUUCAGAUGUAUCUAUGCUACAACUUGCGCCCUACAAACAUUUAUUGAUUACUUUUAUUAGCAUGGUAGUACACAAUUAGUGUCAUCGUUUGCACAUACUCAAAAACAGAACAAAAAAAUCAAUAAUUAAGAUACAAUGAAGGCGAAAUUCACUUCAACUUGAUGGCUCUGAUCCCGAAUCGCAAAGAAAACCUGCAAGCGAUGCUAGAACGUAUUGAGGAAGCAAACGAGAAUGAUUGCCUCGCCGAGCAAAUCGAAGACAUUAAAAGGGGGAUCGCCGACGAGGACUACAAAAUGAAGCUGUAAGUGGAAACCUGAACCGAUGUUUUGAUUCUUCUUUCUGAAGGUAUCGAAAGGAAAACGCGCGUCGGCGUCAUAACUACCUUCCCUUUAUACUGGAACUCAUGAAAGCGUUGGCCAAAGAAGGCAAAUUGGUCGGCCUCGUAGACAAGGUUCGUUUAACAGGUUAUAGAGUUUUUCUUUUUCUUUAUGAGGUUUUCAAAAUAAAAUACACAUUUCUUCAAAACUUUAAUAAUUUGGUCUUAUACAUAUUUCCUGUUUUAGAUCAUUAAAAAAUAUAAACUGUUCAAGAAUUAACGUGUAUUUCCAACUAACUGUAUCUCACUUAGUUGCUGGAUGCUAAAUUGCGCCUGUGCAAACGAGUAGUCAUCCCACGUUUUUUGGCUAAAGCGUUUUCAAAACCUGCAAAACUGUUCUAGUUUUAAUUGGCUUUCUCAUCUUCAUCCUUCUUAAGAGGACGAUGUAUAAGUGUCCCUGAUUAUCAUAUUGACUUCAGGUCUCGUGCUCCUACUUCGCGCGCAUAAAUUUAAAAAAAAAUUAUAAUUUCAAUGUCUUUCAAGCCUCGAAAAGAAGUUUGAAACAGAAGGCUCCUUUUUUCACGGCGUUUGUUACAAAAGUUUAGACAUACAGCCUUUUCUCGUUCUUUAUCUAUUCUAGCAUUGUGAAAAAUGUUUUCUAGGCCAUUGAGACGGCUUAUGAACGAGCAGGCGUUUUGACAACCGAGAAGACAAUGCUUCAGCUCAAACGAAAGCAAUAA